AGCUGCGAGGGAGAUCGAGACCCCCGCGGAGGAAUUUAGAUGAAAGUGUUUUGUGUGAUGUGACAAACAGCUGGAGACAGAAAACCAUUUGUCUGACCUGUGACACCGAGAGAGGAAACACCUGCUCCUGCUGCGGAGAGGAAAGGAAGAAUGUGAAACUGGAACUGCUGAGACUCUGAAGCUCCGCCUCUUUCUCUGCAGACAGCUAUGCCCGACACUGGAACCCGUACCGCAGGAAAACUCCGUGGUCAGCGUUCGUAGGUGGGACCGCCCGCUGUGGUUGACCCUGCCCUGGGUGACGGGGGAUUCCAUGGUCUGGCUCGCCCCACCCUCUGCACCGCCGGCGCCUGCCUGUUGAUUCUGCGAUCACAUCCCUGCUACCUUUUCCCUGCAGCUCGACUUACCGGAAAAUGGCGAGGGGUUCGAAGCCCCCGAGUGUCACGGGACACUGCGUCCUCUUUCUGCUGAUGCUUAAGAUCUCCUGGCUGCUAGGCUCAGCCGGCCAGAAGCCGGCCGUGUCGGCAGACUCCCAGCUGCCCCUGCAGGAGUACGGCCACUCCAUCCGGCUGGAUGGCGACAUCAUCCUGGGCGGCUUGUUCCCCGUGCACUCUCGCGGCGAGAGGGGCAUCCCCUGCGGCGAGCUGAAGAAGGAGAAGGGCAUCCACCGGCUGGAGGCCAUGCUGUUCGCCAUAGACCUCAUCAACAAGGACCCGGAGCUGCUGCCCAACGUGACGCUCGGAGCGCGCAUCCUGGACACGUGUUCACGAGACACCUACGCCCUGGAGCAGUCGCUCACCUUCGUCCAGGCGCUCAUCGAGAGGGACGGCUCCGACGUCCGCUGCGCCAACGGAGAACCGCCUAUCUUCGCCAAGCCGGAUAAAGUGGUGGGCGUCAUCGGCGCGUCGGCCAGCUCCGUGUCGAUCAUGGUGGCCAACAUCCUGCGACUGUUCAAGAUCCCUCAGAUCAGCUACGCCUCGACGGCUCCGGAGCUCAGCGACAACACCCGCUACGACUUCUUCUCGCGCGUCGUUCCUCCGGACUCCUACCAGGCCCAGGCCAUGCUGGACAUCGUCACGGCGAUGAGCUGGAACUACGUGUCCACGCUCGCCUCCGAGGGGAACUACGGCGAGAGCGGCGUCGAGGCCUUCGUCCAGAUCUCCAGAGAGUCAGGCGGGGUUUGCAUCGCUCAGUCUCUGAAGAUUCCCCGGGAGCCGAGACAAGGUGAAUUCGACAAGAUCGUCCUGCGUCUGCUGGAGACGCCCAACGCUCGCGCCGUCAUCAUGUUCGCAAACGAGGACGACAUCCGGCGAGUCCUGGAUGCGGCGAAACGCAACAACCUGACGGGUCACUUCCUGUGGGUGGGCUCUGACAGCUGGGGCUCCAAGAUCUCUCCGGUGGUCCAGCAGGAGCGCGUGGCCGAGGGCGCCAUCACCAUCCUGCCCAAGAGGGCGUCGGUGGACGCGUUCGACCGGUACUUCAAGAGCCGCUCGCUGUCCAACAACCGCAGGAAUGUCUGGUUCGCUGAGUUCUGGGAGGAGAACUUUGUCUGCAAGCUGGGGAUGCACGGCAAGAGACCCGGCAGCCCCAAGAAAUGCACAGGGUUGGAGAAAGUCGGCCGUGACUCCACCUACGAGCAGGAGGGGAAGGUGCAAUUUGUGAUGGACGCCGUGUACGCCAUGGCCCAUGCUCUGCACCACAUGCACCGCGAGCUCUGCACCGGAUACCCCGGCCUCUGCCCACGCAUGGCCAACAUCGACGGCAAGGAGCUGCUGGCCCACAUCCGUGCUGUCGGCUUCAACGGAAGUGCAGGGACUCCGGUCACCUUCAACGAGAACGGCGACGCUCCCGGACGCUACGACAUCUUCCAGUAUCAGAUCAACAACAUGUCGACGGCAGAGUAUAAGGUCAUCGGACACUGGACCAAUCAGCUGCAUCUGAACAUGGAGGCCCUGCAGUGGACCACCGGCGACUCCUCCCUGCCGGCCUCAGUGUGCAGCCUGCCCUGCCGGACCGGCGAGAGGAAGAAAGUGGUGAAAGGCGUCCCGUGCUGCUGGCACUGCGAGCGCUGCGAGGGAUACCACUUCCAGGCCAGCGAGUUCACCUGCGAGCUCUGCCCAUACGAGAAGAGGCCCGACCAGAACCACACAGGCUGCCAGCCAAUCCCCAUCAUCAAGCUGGAGUGGCACUCGCCCUGGGCGCUGUUGCCCGUCUUCAUCUCCAUCCUGGGCAUCAUCGCCACCACCUUUGUCAUUGUCACCUUCGUCCGCUACAACGACACCCCCAUCGUUCGCGCCUCUGGCCGGGAGAUGAGCUACGUACUGCUGACGGGCAUCUUCCUAUGUUACAUCAUCACCUUCCCCAUGAUCGCUGCCCCCGACGUGGUCGUCUGCUCCUUCCGCCGCAUCUUCCUGGGCCUCGGCAUGUGCUUCAGCAACGCUGCGCUGCUCACCAAGACCAAUCGCAUCCACCGCAUCUUCGAGCAGGGCAAGAAGGCGGUGACAGCACCACGAUUCAUCUCACCAGCGUCCCAGCUGGCCAUCACCUUCUCGCUCAUCUCCGUUCAGCUGCUGGGUGUCCUCGUGUGGUUCGCCGCCGACCCGCCGCACACCUUUGUGGACUACGGGGAGCAGCGCACGCAGGAUCCCGGGAACGCUCGUGGCGUCCUCAAGUGUGACAUCUCCGACCUGUCGCUCAUCUGCUCGCUGGGAUACAGCAUCCUCUUGAUGGUCACAUGCACUGUUUACGCCAUAAAGACGCGUGGCGUGCCAGAGACCUUCAACGAGGCCAAACCCAUUGGAUUUACUAUGUACACCACAUGCAUCAUCUGGCUUGCCUUCAUCCCCAUCUUCUUUGGCACGGCACAAUCGGCAGAGCGGAUGUACAUCCAGACGGCCACGCUGACUGUCUCCCUCAGCCUCAGCGCCUCCGUCUCUCUGGGCAUGCUCUACAUGCCCAAGGUCUACAUCAUCAUCUUCCACCCCGAGCAGAACGUCCCCAAACGCAAGCGUAGCUUCAAGGCCAUCGUCACCGUGGCAACCAUGACCAGCAAGCUGUCGCAGCUGGCGGCCGAGCGUCCCAACGGCGAGGUGAAGACGGAGCUGUGCGAGGGUGUGGAGGCCAGCGUGCCGCCAACGAAAACCACCUACGUCAGCUACACCAACCACGCCAUGUGAAGAAAAGGACGGCUUUGACAUGAGGACGUCCCGGGACAUUUUAAAAGAAGCAGAUUUCUGCCAGAAGUCAUCGCGAGGUGCUCUGAGCAAUCCGAAGGACCCGGAGGAGUGAGAAAAUGAACCAACACAUCUGUGGCAUUUUUAUGUUUACAGACAGCAGGGGAACAGGCCUGAACGGCGCCAGAGACUUGAAAGGAUCACAACAGAUAAACCAUCAGAGAGGCCGCGAAGGAAGCAGGAGGAUGGUAACCUGAAAGUAAAAAAAAAAUAAUUAACAAAAAAUACAAGUGUUUUAGAAAUAAUUGUGGGGACCAAUCAUAUUUGUUGUUAUUCUAAUUGUGCGUUUUAAAAAAGAAAAACAAAAAAACUUGUGGUUGUAACAAUUUCUUGUCGUCCGACCGUCAACCUGCAUUACGAGACGAGUCCGUUGCUGUUUUUCGGCUAAACUGAUUUUGGUUGUGAAGUGUCUAAAUGCCAUGGUUGACUUGAAGCAUGCCCGUUUUUUAUACAAAUGAUCUAUUUAUAAUAAAGGAAUGUUUCACA
Perca fluviatilis (European perch) is the source of this 3716-nucleotide messenger RNA. RefSeq names its product glutamate receptor, metabotropic 8b (gene grm8b). The record is from RefSeq and is a predicted model, not a curated record. Gene Ontology annotation, molecular function: group III metabotropic glutamate receptor activity. Gene Ontology annotation, cellular component: membrane. Gene Ontology annotation, biological process: G protein-coupled glutamate receptor signaling pathway; regulation of synaptic transmission, glutamatergic. The coding region runs from base 411 to 3173 and encodes 920 amino acids. NCBI's taxonomy places the organism in Eukaryota, Metazoa, Chordata, Actinopteri, Perciformes, Percidae. The transcript is spliced from 11 exons.